AUACCUGCAAGAAGCGGUCGACACAACGUCCAAUGAUUUGAACGGCUCUUAGUUUUCGGCUAAUACCGUGACCCAGAGGUUGUUAUAUAAAAAAAAAAAGUGCGUCGGGUGAAGAAGACAUGAAGUUACGGUUUAAAAUGCUUCACGCUCGUGUCCUGAGACCGCUGCGAUCGAUGAAACGAUUUCAAAGUGGAGUAAAAACGGUGCAGGAUAUCAAACCCUUCACGGACAUUCCGGGGCCAAGAUCUUUCCCUGUAAUUGGAACCCUGUAUCACUAUUUUCCGUGUCUUGGAAAAUACAAUUUUGAGAAACUCCACGAAAAUGGUGCAAAGAAGUUGAAGCAGUACGGUCCGCUGGUUCGGGAAGAGAUUAUGCCGGGAGUCAACAUCCUUUGGGUCUUUCGUCCUGAAGAUAUAGAGGAAAUAUUUCGCGUGGAGAGUCGCGAACGAGGCUUGUAUCCGAAACGAAGGAGUCACCUUGCGUUGGAGAAGUACCGCACCGACAGACCUGCCAUUUACAAUACUGGUGGCCUCCUGCCCACCAAUGGAUCAGACUGGUGGAGGAUUCGACGGGAAUUUCAAAAGGGUCUGAGUAAGCCUCAAAAUGUUCGAAGUUAUUUGGAAGAGUCAGACAAGGUGAUCGGCGAAUUUAUACGGCUCAGUAUGCAAGAGAAGCAUGAAGAUUUUCUACCUCUGCUGUCGAGAUUGUACUUGGAAUUGACUUGUCUCGUGGCCUUUGACGUUAGACUGCACAGCUUUUCCCCGGAUGAAUUGCACACCGAUUCGCGAAGUUCGAGAUUAAUAGACGCGGCCAAUUCCACGAAUACUACUAUUUUGAAGUUGGACAACGGGCCGCAGCUGUGGAGGUUCUUCGACACGCCGAUGUACCGGAAAUUGUGCAAGGCCCAAAGCUUCAUGGAGGAAGUGGCUGUGGACAUGGUAAGGAGGAAAAUUGAAUCGAUGAAACAGAAGAGCUCAUCAACCGAGAAGCAAUCACUGCUCGAAAUGUACCUGAGCAAUCCGAACAUCGACGAGAAGGAUGUGAUCGGUAUGGCGUGCGACAUGCUCCUUGCAGGAAUCGACACGCUGGCGAAUAGCACGUCCUUUGUCCUUUAUCAUCUGGCAAACAACCCCGAAGUUCAAGAAAAGCUCCAUAGAGAAUCGGUCAGCUUGUUGGCGACGACGGAUAAACCGAUCGAUGCUGCUGUGCUGAACAACGCCACUUACACGAAGGCAGUGAUCAAGGAGACAUUCAGGAUGAACCCGAUUUCCGUUGGUGUUGGCAGGAUUUUGCAAACGGAUGCAGUUCUCAACGGGUAUCACGUGCCGGAAGGUACCGUUAUUGUGACCCAGAACCAAGUGAUAUGCAAACUUGAGGAAAAUUUCGACGAUCCGAACGAAUUCAAACCUGAACGAUGGAUUCGGGAGGGUGGCGGGUCCUCAGAUCCUCCUUACAACCCCUUUUUGGUUCUUCCGUUUGGCCACGGUGCUCGAUCAUGUAUCGCGAGGCGUUUGGCCGAGCAAAAUAUUCAGAUACUCUUGUUGCGGAUCUGCCGGGACUUGAAGUUCUCUUGGGAAGGAAAACUGUUGGACUGCGUUUCCCUACUCGUCAACGUACCCAACGUGCCAAUAAAACUGAACUUUAGCCGUAGGAAAUGAAGUUUAUUCGGUGUGGGAAAAUCAUAUCUUGUAACUGAUCUUCGUGUAUUUUCGUUCAAUAAUUGAACAAAAAAUCUUUCGCAUAUUAUGCCAGAGUAUA
Molecule: messenger RNA, 1758 nt
Organism: Diprion similis
Lineage: Eukaryota; Metazoa; Arthropoda; Insecta; Hymenoptera; Diprionidae
Gene: dib
Product: cytochrome P450 302a1, mitochondrial
Exons: 8
Coding region: 120-1658 (512 amino acids)
Molecular function (GO): heme binding; monooxygenase activity; oxidoreductase activity, acting on paired donors, with incorporation or reduction of molecular oxygen
Source: RefSeq, a predicted model, not a curated record